AUGGGUCAUCCUGAUGUACCAUCAGAUAAAGAAGACGAAGAUAUUAAAAAACCGACUAAAACAUCAAAUGAAACUAUUUCUUCCAUUGUUACAAAAACAACAACAAAAUCUUCAUUAGAAGAACCAUCAUCCAGCACAAUAUCAAAUCUUACUUCACAACCAUUAACAAAAACUGACAAGAGUUCUAAACCAUCGAUAUUUGGAGAAAAAGCUCCAGCUAAUGAUAAUGAGGAUGAUGAUGAUAAUGAACUUUUUAUGGAUGCACCGAAAUUAAAACCAUUAUCGAAUGUCGUAUCAUCACCAUCAAAAACUAUAGUUGAUACAAAACCGUCAAUAGUAAUUCCGCCUAAAAAAGAAAAAGAUAUAUUUGAUAAUGAUACUGAUGAAGAUGAUGAUCCAUUUACAAUCAAAAAGAAAAAUACUUCAUCAUUACCUAUAAAAAAGAAUGAUACAAAUUCAAAAAUUCAACCACAAACAAUAAUUAAACCUAAACCAGUUAUUCAACAAGAUGAAAGUGAUGAAGAUGAACUUUUCGGAACAAAAAAAACACAACCAAAACCAAUUCCAACAAUAUCAAAAACUAGUACUUUUGAAAAAACUAAAUCACCUAGUUCCGACGAUGAUCUUUUCAAUACAUCGACAAUCACUAAAUCACAACCACCACCAACAACAACAAUAAAAACAUCUGACGAUGAAGAUCCUUUAUUUGCUCGUAAACCACCAGCGCAACAACCAGCUGCACCUAUUAUUCCUCCUCCUGUUCCUGUUUCUACUUCAUCAGUUAAAAAACCAACUAUCACAACAGAUGAAGAUAGUGAUAAUGAAAUAUUUGGUAUAUCUAAAACAAAACCAAAAGUACCAACAAUUGAAACACAAAACAUUGUUUCACCUAUUAAACCUAAUGUAUCGACAAUAGAAACUCCAAAAGUAGUUCCGUCUAUCAAAUCUAAUGAUGAUAAUGAUCAAUCAUUUGGUACAUCAACAAGUAAACCAACAGUACCAACAAGCCAAAUACAAAAAAUACGUUCACCUACUAAAACUGAUGAUGAAGAUGAUUUAUUUGGUAAAUCAACUAUUAAACCUAAAGUAUUAACAAAAGACACUCAAAAAGUUAUUUCACCUAUGAAAUCUAGCGACAAUGAUAAAUUAUUAGGUACACCAACAACUAAACCAAAAAUCACAACUACAAAAAACAAUGAUGAUGAUGAUGAUUUAUUUUCUUCUCCAAAACCAAUUCAAGUUAAACCUUCGACAACUACUGUUUCAUCUCCUUUACCUUCAACAACAAUUGUAAAAAGCGAAACUUAUGAAGAUCCUUUAUCAGGAAUUCGAAAACCUAUUGAAACUCCAUCACAACCACCAAUAAAAACGCCUACUGUUCAAACAGUGAAGAAAAAUGUUUCAGACAGUGAUGAAGAUGAAUUAUUUCCCAAACGACAAAUCAAUACAGUAGCAUUAAAAGAAGGUGAAAAACCAAAUGUUAAAGCUCUUUCAUCGCUUUUAAAUAUUAAUCCAAAUGCUCAUCGACCAGGUGCACGUCCAAAAACACAUUCAAUCACUGAAGAACAGUCGAAACCUUCUAUUGUUAAUGAUGAUCAAUCGAUUCAAAAUAUUGAACCUUCACAAACUGUUGUGAAAAAAUUGCCAAAACUUGAUUCGGAUAGUGAUGAUGAAUUAUUUAAUAAUAAGAAAAAAGAAAAAUCAGCUAUUGUGAAUACAGAAGAAAAAGAUAAAACUAAUAUUGAAGAUGAAAAAGUUAAUGUUAAAGCACUUUCGUCACGUAUCAAAAUAAAUCCAAUGAUGCAUAUGCCAGGUACUCAUCCGAAACCGAUUUCUAAUGAAGAAAAUGAAUCAAAUAAUAUGACACACACAACUUCAACUGAAAUAUCAAAAGAAGAACCAAUAGUUGAUAAAACUAUGUUAAAUAUCCUUAAAGAUCGAGCUAAACUGUCCUCUAAAAAUCGAACACCACCAACAAGAAAACCUCGUUCAACUGGAGCUGCAACAACUGCUACAACAAAUGAUGAUCUCUUUGCUUUGCCUAGUUCGACUACAACUGCUACAUCAUCUUCUACGACUACUAGUCCAACAAUUUCUCCUCAAUCUACUGUUCCUCCACCAGCACCUAUAACAGGUUUGCCAGAUAAUACUGCUGCUAUUGCUGCUAUAUCUGAUAAACAAACUAAUUCAAAAGAAAAGAAAAAAUUUUCGCUCUUUGAUUCUGAUGAUUCUGAUAUUGAUGAAUUGUUAUUCGGUUUUAAAAAUAAAUCUUCUAUAACAUCAAAACCAACCACAACCCAAUCAACAAUACCGAAAACAACUACAAAAUCAGCUAUAUUACCAUUAGAUGAUGAUGAUGAUGAUGAUUUUCUAUCAAAACGACCAAUAAAAAAAAGUACAAAACCAAUGGAUAAUGAUGAUAUAUUUGCUGAUGUUACGAUUAAAUCCCAACAAACCAAUAAAGCUAAAAAAGAUUGGUCUAUUAUGAACAAAACAGUAACAGAUGAUACAGAUGAUAUUUUUAAUAAUGCAUCAACAAAGUCUUCCACUACUCAAAAAUCAAAGUCAACAAAUAUUAAAAAUAAAUCAAACAAGGAUUUAGAUGAUAUCUUUGAUGAUCCACUCAAUAUUUCGUCCAAACGAUAA
Molecule: messenger RNA, 2646 nt
Organism: Rotaria sp. Silwood2
Lineage: Eukaryota; Metazoa; Rotifera; Eurotatoria; Philodinida; Philodinidae
Source: the annotation of a GenBank genome assembly